CUAAAUUUGGACAAAACAAAACUUAUCCUACAGGUGCCACUUUGAUUGGGGAAUGACUAAGUUGUCGUUGCGUCAUGUUGAAAAGAUAUAACUAAUCAUUUAACGACAACAGAGAAAAAGCAAGUGAAUUCUUAGUCGCAAUUUAAAUGCAUCUACAAAAUAAAUACAUGUACAAAACAAACGAUCGUUCUUAGCUCUUACAUGAGCUCUUACAUGACGCUUUUGAUAAAAUAAGCACAAUAUGAAGCCUUACAUCACGCUUUAUCCAAAAUAAAAAAUGUCAACAUAGUUAUAGUUAAUAUAUUAUAUAUAGUACUUUUGGAUUAAUUUGAUUUUAUACUACAUUACAUGGAAGAUCUAGAAAGAAUGAUUUGUUGAAAAAUAUAAUGUAUAUACAAUGUUUAUAUUUUUGGUACGUGGUAAGUGAUCACAUGCCAAAUGUGAUAGUUUGACAAGGUUUAUCAUCAGUAAUCAUUGAUUGACGAACCCUUUUGAUCCAUGGAAAUUUUAUCAUCAAAAACAACAAAGACAAGCCAAAGAACUACACCUGCGUCACUACUUAAGCAUCUCGAAGCACUUUCCGAGGUAUGUCCAGAACGAGUCAGAUGGUUUUUUGAAAAUAAAAAAUGGUCGCCGUUUUGUGGUCGCGAUUCUCUUCGCAUUGAACACUGUUUUCGACGUUUGCCGAUGCAGAAAAAUGACAAAAAAAUGUUACCAGAUGUUUAUGAAUUGUGUUCUGUUUUGGGUGGUUUAUACGAUGCUGAUGUCGUCAAACGUAUUUGCGAGCCAGUAUAUUGGAAAGGUGAUCCUUUGAAAAUAUGCCGAGGAACAUGGUUCAAAGGCUCUAUUUCUGAGACAAAAUGGACUCCAAUUAGUGAAGAGGAAAGCCUUAAAAUUGAAGAUUCCCAUCAAAUGUUGUGGAAAUCAAUUGGAAUAACACCUGGCAUGCACAAAGUGAAUGAAAACAAAGAACCUACAACCACUAUAAAUCCAGAAAUCAAAAGUGUUUUAUGCAGGCUUCAACUAUCAGGAUGCUACAUUGAGUGGACAGACUUAAAUGAAGUAUGGUUACACAGUGAAGGCGUAAAGUCUACACUAAUUCGUGGAGUGGUACAAAAGAUAGGGGGCUCAACUGGGGAACCACUGCAUCGUGGCUAUCAUACUAAGUGUGUUGAAACUGAUGCUCCUGCUGAUGUUACGCAUCUUAUCUUCGUAAUACAUGGUGCUGGUCAACUUGUAUUUAAUUCAAUAAAUAAAAGUUGUCAGGUGUUGCGCAGAACAUCAAAAACGAUUGCUGAAAAGUAUUUCAAUGAAAAGAAUAGCAAAGGUCGUGUUGAGUUUGUUCCGGUAGAGUGGCGUUCCUCGCUCAAGUUAGACGGAGGAGUUAUCAAUCUUGUCACUCCUCAUAGUAUGAGAGAUCUGCGCAACGUCCUCAAUACCACCAUGAUGGAUGUGAUGUAUUACAGCAGCUCAGUUUAUCGUGAAGAGAUGAUCUUGUUCGUGAAAGACGAGCUCAACCGUCUGUACAAACUGUUCCUCUCACGCCAACCGAGCUUUCGUGUAAAUGGAAAGGUGUCCAUUAUUGCUCACUCUCUAGGAAGUGUCAUUGUCCACGAUAUUCUUAGGGAAUGGGAAUCAAAACUAUGUAACUUCAAAACGUAUCCUCAAAACAGCUUGAAUACGGUUUAUCCCCACUGUUCAUCGGAAUUGAACGACGGCUUGUUGUCACACUAUAAAACAGACAAUCCAAUUGAUGAUGAGCUAGCACAAACGAUGCAGCAAAAUGAGAACACCAACGAAUCAUUGCAAUUUAAAGUAACAUACCUCUUCAUGAUUGGCUCACCGUUAGCAGUAUUUUUUUCUUUACGUGGUUUUCGUCCCAGCAAAGAUACUAAAAAUGAAGUAUUGCCACAUAUUGUCUGCGGGAGAUGGUUCAAUAUUUACGACCAAUGCGAUCCAGUGGCAUAUCGAUUAGAGCCGUUGUUUUGUGAACGCUAUUCAAAUAUUGAACCUGUCCAUAUAAAAAGUCACAUUGAUGCCAACUACUCGUAUGAUAGCCCAGAAGGACCCCUGCUGCCUGACAAAAGCUUGGCCUCGGGAAAUUGGCUUGUGUAUGCGCUAUUUGGCAGCUACGUUGGUGGAGAUAACCAGGGUGGCGCAAGAGACGCCGAAGACACUGACUUCGUUGAUUCUGAUGCGAAGGCAGUCACAGAAGCCUCAAAAAGUGGAUGGUUUUCAAGCAUAUUUUCACGAAAUAAAACCAAUGAUAAAAAUUCUCCCAAUAAAGACCUACUAGAUGGAAAAGAUGAUAAUACUGCAUCAAAAAAACUAAAAAAAGUUUUGCCAAGGAUUGACUUCAUUUUGAGCGAUAACAAAUCUCAAUAUUGGUCAGUGGUCACCUCUCAUUAUUCUUAUUGGCAGUCAACAGAUUUUUGUCGAUUUGUCCUUCACCAUGUAUAUUUUGAAGAUGAAACAGAACACUCAUGAUGUAUAAUCCAGUAAAAUAUCCACAGUAAUGAUAUAUAUUGUAGAGCCUUUUAUCGAAAAUUAAUUUGCCUAGUUUUUCUUGCUAUGAUUUCUCAAAGUAUAUGUUGCUGUUCAUGAUGUAACUGCAGUUGUAGUUGUAACUGAAUUUGCAUGAUCUGAAGUUUUACUUGUUUGCUGCUGUUGUGUAUGCUGAGUUGGAGUAAGAACAAGUGUCUAAUUUGAGUCCAUUUUGUACCAGAAUUGAUGGUAUAGUAUAAUAUGGAAAAAUAGCUAUACAUGAUGGUAGAGUACGGUAUCACUAAAUAGCAAUACUUUAUUGUAGAGUACAAUAGGUUUGACAAAGUAUAUACAUUUGAUACUAGAGGGUAAAUGUAACACUUAAUGACAAGGAUGAUACUCUUGAUGAUAAAGUACAUUAUGACAACUUGGCUACGCUUGAUGUUAAAGAGCAGAGUAAUGAUAUUUUUGUCAGUAGAGAAGCAUUUAGGUCAUACCUUUAGCCAGUGAAGAUGCAACUGUUGACCAUCAUAAGCAUUCUUUGCUUCUGGUUCACAAAUAGCUCAAGAUCUUUACACUUAUUCUCACUUAACAUACCUAUGAGAAAAAUGAUUGCAAUAAAUUAAGAUGACGAUUCAAA
This is a messenger RNA of Xenia sp. Carnegie-2017, 3124 nucleotides long. Its product is annotated as phospholipase DDHD1-like. Gene Ontology annotation, molecular function: glycerophospholipase activity; metal ion binding. Gene Ontology annotation, cellular component: cytoplasm. The record is from RefSeq and is a predicted model, not a curated record. NCBI's taxonomy places the organism in Eukaryota, Metazoa, Cnidaria, Anthozoa, Malacalcyonacea, Xeniidae.